This is a messenger RNA of Gymnodraco acuticeps, 644 nucleotides long. Its product is annotated as kelch-like protein 18. The transcript has 4 exons. The annotation marks the transcript as partial. Lineage: Eukaryota; Metazoa; Chordata; Actinopteri; Perciformes; Bathydraconidae. Gene Ontology annotation, molecular function: protein binding. The record is from RefSeq and is a predicted model, not a curated record.
GUGGUCCGGAGGGCUCGUGCUGCUCUGAGGAUGGGAGACGUCUCGUGCGAGGAGCUCGAGGACUUGGUUCACUUCUCCGUCAGCGACCUGCCCGCGCGAGGCUAUGUUGUCAUGGAGGAGGUGCGACGUCAGGGGAAGCUGUGUGACGUCACGCUCAAGGCAGGGGGUCAUAAGUUCAGCGCUCACCGGAUCGUUCUCGCUGCUUCCAUUCCGUAUUUCCACGCCAUGUUUACCAACGACAUGAUGGAGUGCAAACAGGACGAGAUCCUGAUGCAGGGCAUGGACCCCAGUGCUCUGGAGGCUCUGGUGAACUUUGCGUACAGCGGCCAUGUUGCGAUCGACCAGCAGAACGUGCAGAGCCUCCUGAUGGGAGCCAGCUUCCUGCAGCUGCAGAGCGUCAAGGAGGCGUGCUGCUGCUACCUGCAGGACAGGUUGCACCCUAAGAACUGUCUGGGGGUGCGUCAGUUUGCUGAGACCAUGAUGUGCACGUCUCUCUACGACUCCGCCAGCAGCUUCCUGUUCCAGAACUUCCUGCAGGUCUGCGAGUCCGAGGAGUUUCUGAGCCUGAAGGCAGAGGAGCUGCUGGAGCUGGUGAGCUGUGACGAGCUGCACGUCAGAGCAGAGGAACAGGUGAGGGGGGACAG